This is a messenger RNA of Aspergillus caelatus, 1766 nucleotides long. RefSeq lists its product as uncharacterized. The record is from RefSeq and is a predicted model, not a curated record. The coding region runs from base 1 to 1686 and encodes 561 amino acids. Gene Ontology annotation, molecular function: medium-chain fatty acid-CoA ligase activity. Lineage: Eukaryota; Fungi; Ascomycota; Eurotiomycetes; Eurotiales; Aspergillaceae. The transcript has 5 exons. Gene Ontology annotation, biological process: fatty acid metabolic process.
AUGGCUCCAAUUAUCGAACAGCUGCCUAACGAGCCCUUAUUUCAUCAUCUAUUACACUCCUUUACGACCCAUCCUCACCAUGUUCUGGUUCAUGAUCCCAAGAAUGGUGUGGAAGCCGACUGCAGCCAGCUCCUAACAGAUAUACUUCACAUGCGCCACCAAAUCUUCCAAGCAUUGCCCGCAUCGUCGUUUGACUCCCAGCGGAGAAUCAACCAGGAAAACCUAUUCGUAAUCGUCCUCGCUCCCGGUAACUAUGACUACAUCGUGGCGGCCUUCGCUACACUCGCAUGUGGAGGGGCUUUUGCUCCCAUCUCUAGUACGUUAGCCCCAGAAGAGGCCUGCCAUCUUCUGGAAACUACCAAUGCAUCAUGCAUGCUCGUUUCAACCCAGUUCGAGUCCCAGGGCGCCCAGAUCGGGCAUUAUUAUGCCGCGCGCCACAAGUCUCAGCCACCUGUCGCCAUCAUCCCGAUUGCAGUCAACAAUGCCCCGGCGGCGCCAAAGCCGCAGAUCCGGAUUAAUCCUGCAAUGACGCUGGACCCGACAAGCCCUGGGGUCCUCAUCUUCACGUCCGGAACGACCGGCCCUCCCAAGGGCGUGGUGCGGCCCCGACGUGUUUGGUAUACUAGCCCGCCACGCUUUCCUAACAAUCAUGUCGUGUUGGCUUUCCGGUCUCCGCAUUGGGUCGGUGUAGCCAUGCGUCUGAUAUGGCAGGUCUUGGCCGGGGCGCGCGCCGAGGUUAUCGAAAAUGAUCCGCGUGCGAUAUGGGAAUCGUUUUCCACAGGCCGCGUGUCCCGGUUCAGUGCUCCUCCGCGAACUUAUGCCCAGCUGAUGAAAUUCUUCCAGGAGCAGAUAGAUUGCCUUCCGGUUGAGCAACGUGGUCGGUAUGUAAAGGGCGUCCGGGCGCUACAGAAUGUAACUGUUUCUGGGGGAGUCACUUGGCCUACUGUCAUGGGGUUUUGGAGAGAGCUGCUGGGUCGUCCGUUGCGAAACAUUUACAGCUCUACUGAGGUGACUGCCGCUAUUGAAACGACUGAGGACUCUGACCCGAACUUAGAGCGGUGCAUCGGAAAACCUUGUCGUGGGGUCCAAGUCAAAUUGUCUGAAGGAGACCAUGGAGAAAUCUUGCUGAAAAGCCCUACCAUGUUUACACACUAUCUCGGCAAUGAAGUAGCAACUCGAGCCGCGCUCGACGAGGAAGGAUACUACAGAUCCGGUGAUUUUGGGCAUCUAGUCGGGGAUCAGUAUGUGAUCGACGGCCGGUCUUCUACUGACUUCAUACCAUAUCGUGGUCUUCGAGUACCCGUCCAUGAAGUCGAAGCCCGUCUCAUCGAGCUCCCAUACAUUUCAGAAGCCUAUGUCGUUCCAGCCAGCUUCAAUUACAUGCGUCAAAUUGCUGCCGUAAUCCGCCCACAGACUCCAAAAACCACCGUAGCCCUAUCCCAAAUCCGAGCCGAUCUGCAAGACAAGCUGCAACGAUAUAAACUCCCGACGCUGUUGCGAACCUUGCACAAUCAUGAGCAAGUUCCAGAGACCACGUCAGGCAAGCCUUUGAGAAGGAAGAUGGAGGAGAAAUAUUUCUCUCUUCCGGAAGAACCGCCGUUGCCUGCUGGAGUCGAGUUUUGUGAUACAGACUUUGGGACAGAAGAAACUCCCCGAAAGGCGUGGGAUUGGGGUGGCAUGAUGUGAGGCCCCAAACUAUAUUUUAUAGUCUAUCAAGGUACUUUGAAAAGAUGACAGAAAUAUAUGCAUAUGUUGGUUGCUUCGGA